Molecule: messenger RNA, 528 nt
Organism: Clonostachys rhizophaga
Lineage: Eukaryota; Fungi; Ascomycota; Sordariomycetes; Hypocreales; Bionectriaceae
Source: the annotation of a GenBank genome assembly
AUGAUGAUGCGGUCAGAGGAGGUGGGUGACGCAGUGAACCCCUGCUUGACUGGUAAGAAACGUUACCCUACUAAGGGCGUAAAGAAGACUCCUGGCAAGGCUGGUUUCAAGGCUGGGAAGAAGACUCCUGCUAAGGCCGGCUCCAAGAAAGUUGGCUCUAAGGAUGUGAAGAAGACACCUGGCAAGACUGGCAAGAAGACUCCAUCCAAAGCUGGAAAGAGUGGAAAGGAGAGUGCUGGAAAGGCCGGAGCCAAGAAUACCCCCAAGGACAAGCCUGGAAAGAAGACAGCCAGCAACAAGGCUACUGAUAGCACCAAGGCUGCUGGCAAUAAGAAACCUCUCGACAGCAAGAAAGCCGCUGGUCAAAGUAAGAAGGAGCCAGCCUCAGACGGACUGAGCUGCCCGAUUGGAUCGCGAAGGCUAGGAAAACGUGGCUGUGGCCCAGCCAUUGAGGCGGACGCAAGUCUUGGAACUGGAGAUAACGAUGUCCUGGUCUACAACCAAGUUAUCAUGGCCAGCGGGUUCUGA